Messenger RNA from Drosophila takahashii, 3897 nucleotides. Its product is annotated as meckelin. Gene Ontology annotation, cellular component: MKS complex; ciliary transition zone. NCBI's taxonomy places the organism in Eukaryota, Metazoa, Arthropoda, Insecta, Diptera, Drosophilidae. The record is from RefSeq and is a predicted model, not a curated record. Gene Ontology annotation, biological process: cilium assembly.
AUGGUCAAAGGCUUGCCCGAGAGCAGCAGCAGCUCCGAAAAUCAGAUCAGGAUGAGGUGCUUCCUCCGGAUUAUCAACUGGUGCUUUGCCCUUCUUUGGAUCGGCACACUAAUUCAAUUGGCCAACGGUUCGCUGACCAUUCCCACGCCGAAUCCCACCCAGGUGCCAACGCCACACACAUUCCGCUUCCAGAAUCCGCUGCAGUGCCUCAAGAACGAGUACUACAACCUCAACCUAUUCGACUGUGUGCCCUGCAAUGAGGUCGCUUUGGGAGACGGGGGUCUCGGAAAACUGCAGCCCGACAAGUUUACCUGCAAAUGCCCGAUUGGCCACCUGUCCAUCUAUGAACGCGGCAAGACGUGGCCCACCUGCGAUGAGAUUUGCACCCCGGACAGGAGCGACAAUUGCACCUCCGUGUGGCUUCCACAGCCGCGUCCUUCCGCCCAAUGCAGCUAUCGGUACCUCAACUCAACGUCUGUCUUCGCCAGCCAGUUGGCGGUGCAUCCGCUCAUCGCUGGCAUUAUCCUGACCAAGACGAAUCCUGCGAGCAGCAAAGGCGAUUGCCAAUCCUGCGAUUUGGCUCACAAUUUUCGCUAUCAGGAUUUUUGCUUGGCCAGCUCCCUGCUCCGUCCGUAUAUGCACUACAAUGCCUUCUGGCAGGCCACCACCACCACAGGUUUCAGACCGGAUGCAAGUGCACCCAGUCACUUCGGGGACCUCAAGUUCGUGGCCUUCUUCUGUCUGACCCUGCGGAACGAUACCGCCUGCCAGCAGCUGGCAAAUCUCUGCGUGCUCUCGCACUUCUCGCUGGAGAAGCACUCGCCCUGCAGUGCCUUCCUGCUCACCCAGGUCUCGGAUGUGGUGAUGAAGUAUGCCCAUUCCGGCGAACAGGUGCGUUCCCUGCAGCCGUUUCUGUUCUACAAGAAGGGUCGCGUUACCAAGGAGCUGCUCUCGAAGACGCUGCAGCUGCCAGAUCGCAAGGAGCUGCGGCUUUUCAGCACCACAUUUGGCCUGGACGGUGGACUCAAGCGGUGGGGUCCCUUCCAUCCGGAGAUGCUGAACAUGUGCCAACAGCCAGCGCCAAAUCUGCGUCUGGCUUUGCCGGCGAAGGAGUCGGAGGUCUCCUGCCAGCUGACCCUGGAGCGCCUAAUUGACCUGGCCAACCAGCAGGCCAACGACGAGUUUCUCACGGUUUUCCUCAACUUUAGCAGCAACUGGCAGUUUCUUCUCCACCAGCUGCCCGUGCUCAUCGAGACUUUGACGCCGGAGAAUCAGCGUCCCCAGCAGGAGGAGUGGCAGCUGGUGAAGCGUUUUCAGUUAAUCUCCGCCUCGCCGCGCGACAAUCGAAUCCACCAGACAUUGCCACGCUACGAGGAUGGCCACAAGCUGCAGCAGUACUACUCGCUGCGCUAUGUCGAGGAUAUGGAACUGCAUUAUACCCUGGACAAGGAUCAGCCGGAUAGAGUGGGUCUACCCAUCAUUCGGCUGCGGUAUCGGCAUAUUGAGAUGGGUUCGGGAAAUGCCUCGCUCUCCCAGCUUUAUCCAUUUCGCUUGAGGAUUACCCACGAGCAGGUGAAACGAGGCUGGGAUUGGUUCGUACUGGAGGUGGCGCUGCCCCUGCUUCUUUUGCUGGCCCUCGCAGCUGCUAUCUUUCGUCUGCAGAAUUUGCGAAGGAGGAGAAAGGCCGAUCUGUGCCAGAUGAGCAGCUUGAUCGAGUUUCUCCUGCAGCUUGCCGGCAAUGUGGCCUAUGCUUUGUUGGCCACUGCUCUGCUUCUCCUGCUGCUGCAGGCCUCCAGUCCACGCCUGCUGAAGAUCCUGCUCUAUCCCGCCUGCCUGCUGCAGUUGCUCUUCCUGGGCGUUCAGCUGUGGCGCUCCAGCCAGCUGGAACUGUUUCUCAUCGACUGGGAGAGGCCGCGAAGCAGCUGCGAGGGGCAGCGCCUCAAUCUGGACAGCUCCUCGCUCUGCUCCAGCGUGCGCACCUUUGUCGCGGAGAGCAGCGUCUCCGCCUGGCGGGUCCUCUUCACGGCCAAUGCCUGGAUUCGCCUGAGCGUGAGCCAGAAGUACUCCACCCUGGGUCAGGUGUUUGUAGCCGUCGCAGCCUAUCAGUUUUUGGAGAGAUUUACCAGGGGAGAUCUCUUACUGAGCUGCUGCUUGCUGGCGGCCGUUUAUCUGCUCACAUAUCUGCUUCAGAUUAUGGGACACCACCUGUUUGUGGCCAAUCCCCUGCAGAAGUUCAUCGAUCUUUGCAGUCUGGCCAAUAUAUCUCUGUUCUCGCUGACGGAACCGGGUUUCGGCUACUACAUCCACGGACGAUCCCCACACGGAUUUGCCGAUACGGACAUGUCCUCGAUGAUUUUGCAGCUGCAGAGGACCCAGGCCAUGAGUGGCCGACGGGGACUGCUUAUGGAUUCGGAUAAGCAGGCGUACAUCAUACUGCCUCCCAGAAAUCUGCACAUCUACCUGGAGCGACUCCUGCUGCCCUUCCAGCGCAGCCUCACCGGCAGCCUCUCGCAGACGCUUCUCUAUCAAAAGGACAUCGUUCCCAGCAUCGAUGGCCAAAUGGAGCGCACCUCUAUCGCGUAUGCCAGCGUCAAUCGCUUCUUCUGCGCCUUUAUCGACCAUGCCAUUAAGGACAUGGAUUACAUCAUUAAGGAAAAAUCAUUUGUGGAGCAAUUGCUCAACUGCGAAAUUGACAACUACAUUACGGAAAACAAAGGUACCUUUUACAUCGACGACUCGUUCAGCUUCUCCCGAGUUCUCCUUUUGGGUAAUCAUUUGCAUAUCUUUGUGAUGGAACUGCUCCUGCUGCUGUCGAUCUUCCUGAUGACCUCGAACUUGUUGAUUGCAGCUGCGGCAGCUUGUGUGUUCAACAUGUUACUACGGAAAGUGUUCCGCCAUUGGGUGCGCCGCAAUGUCUCCCGCAAGACCCUCAUCGACGAGAGAUUCCUCUUGUAGCCCCACAGUGAGGAGCAAUAUCUGCGGGAGGACGGAUUCUUUGCCAUUUAAAUGAUAUCAGAGCAUUACAUGAAGUUUUCUUUUAUUAUUUUAUAAUCCACUCGAUAGUAAGUAGUACAUCCAUAUACAGUGGUUAUUCUUUAGUUAUCGUAAAACUUACGGCUAAAACAGAUAAAAUAAUUUCCAUAGUUUCACAUUUAACAUACAAACAUUCGCAGAUGCUAUGCAUGAUCUACUUAGCUUUUGUUUUUAUUUUGUUUUUUUUUCUUGAUAGGAUAGCACACAUUGUCGUCCAUCGGGAGCGUCGUACAAACAUUUAUGCAUGGCUAUAUAAUUUCAUUAAUAUAUUUCCGCCCCUAUAUCGUUCCUAUUGUGGCGUCGUUAGGAGUAGGUAGUUGACUUUUUAGCAUCUAAUUUUAUCAUAUUUUAUUUGUAGUUGUCCAGUGUGACUUCUGUUCGUUUGUGUUUUUCGUGUCUUGCAUUGAAAACAUUUAUGAAAAUAUUGACCUUAGCUGAUUUGGUUUUAUUUUAGUUUCGAUCCGGCAUCAUAAAAAACUACAUACACGCUCGGUUAAAUAUAUAUGUAUAGGUAUAUGAAAAGGUGAUUCUUUGUCGGAAAUAUGUAUAGAUCAUUAUGUACAUCGCCUGCGGGUGGCGUGGCCCGCCGAUCGAUUGGUAAUAAAUAGAGCUAGUCACUCCUUACACCUACUGUCUGCUAUUACGUCAAACGUACAACAUCCAAACAUCAAUGAUUUGCUUACUCGUAAGUUAAGGGUUUGAUUUAUCUGCGGAACUUAGACGGCUAGAAUGCAGCUAACUUAUUUCAAGUGUCUUCUUAUGUGGUAUACGAAUGUAUAUGCUGUUCUUGGGAUGAGCAGGAGCUUGCUGAUGGAUGGUUAGCGGUCAAUAAAUAUCGUACAUGUCAAAUUCGAAAUAAAUGUA